Messenger RNA from Macrobrachium nipponense, 612 nucleotides. RefSeq names its product DNA repair protein RAD51 homolog 3-like. The transcript is spliced from 5 exons. Gene Ontology annotation, cellular component: Rad51B-Rad51C-Rad51D-XRCC2 complex; Rad51C-XRCC3 complex; replication fork. The record is from RefSeq and is a predicted model, not a curated record. Bases 1 to 612 code for a protein of 203 amino acids. Gene Ontology annotation, biological process: reciprocal meiotic recombination; meiotic DNA recombinase assembly; DNA repair. Gene Ontology annotation, molecular function: ATP-dependent DNA damage sensor activity; ATP binding; crossover junction DNA endonuclease activity. NCBI's taxonomy places the organism in Eukaryota, Metazoa, Arthropoda, Malacostraca, Decapoda, Palaemonidae.
AUGGGUAGUAUAAAAAUGUUUUUGACUGGCCUUCAGGUUUGCAUUGGAGCUCAGCUACCAACCAGCAUCUCGGGUGUGGAUGGUGAAGUUGUUUAUAUAGACACUGAGGGAAGCUUCUCAGCUCAAAGGCUGAAAGAAGUUGCUGUGCAUGCCAUCCAGCACUUGAAAACAGCAAAUUUGCUUGACAGUGAUACAGUUACCUUUACAGCUGAGUCAGUUUUGAGUCAUGUCCAUUAUUUUAGGUGCCACUCCUUGUUUGAAGUUAUGGCAACCAUUAAGCAUGUUCCAGUCCUUCAGGGAGAGAAUCAGAGGAUCAAACUCAUUAUUGUUGAUUCUAUAGCAAUACCUGUAGUACAGGAUUAUCUUGACCAUAGAGUGCAUCGACAGCUUCAGUGUCAUGCAGCACAAGAACUUGCAGGCCUUGCAAUCACCUAUGGUUUAGCAGUGCUUUUUGUCAACCAUUUGACUGAAGACAAAGGGUAUGGUACUGCAGAAUCCUAUGAGCCCAAGAAUUAUGCAUCAAAGCUGUUACUAUCAAAUGAGUUGGAGAGCAAUAUGACAGAAAAUUCACUGGAAAAUCCACUGAGGCAUGGAGUCAUUAUUUUGAUAUAA